Molecule: messenger RNA, 1068 nt
Organism: Kwoniella mangroviensis CBS 8507
Lineage: Eukaryota; Fungi; Basidiomycota; Tremellomycetes; Tremellales; Cryptococcaceae
Exons: 6
Coding region: 1-1068 (355 amino acids)
Source: RefSeq, a predicted model, not a curated record
AUGUUCUCUAAAUUAUCUACCGUCCUCUUCCUACUCGGAUCCACCUCUACCUUCGUGUCGUCCUUACCUACCUCAUUCGUACCUCCCCAAAGCAAAGCAUUUAGUGGAUGGGCAGACGGAUAUUCCAUAGCGGCAGUAGGGCAAGAUAAGAAAUGUCUCGCACCUGCUCAAUCACCAGCUGGUGACGGUACCGAAAUUAUCGCCACAGAUUGUCAAAAUGCUUCUACUUGGAGAGUACCGAUACAGUCAUCAGGAGGGGCGGUGGUACAUGAGGAAAGUCAGUUGGUGUUGGAUUUUGGAGACGGACAAUCGGGAAGUAAAGUUACUCUACAAAACUUCACUGGAGAAGUAGAGAAACAAAUAUUCCACUAUGGCUCGGAUGAUCGACUGAGAAUCAAAAGUGGAACUAAUUGGCCUGUUGAUAGAUGUCUUGAUUUGGAUGACGAUGGACCUCAAGUCCACCAAUGUUUCCCUGAUAAUACCAAUCAAGCUUGGGUGAUUCGUCAAACACCCGAACCUAAGAAUUUGACGGAAGGUGUACCUCAAGGAAGUGAAGUGGCCGUUCAAAAUUCAAACCUCAACUUCAUCCAUCCCCGAGAUAGGAAAGAUAUCUGUGUAUCGGUAGUGAGUAGCUCAACAGCUCAAGCUUCUCAAGGUAUUGCCUUUACAUACUGUGCUGGUACAGGAUUUGCCGGAUCAGGAUAUAACACCUCUCACGAGCUUAUGGAAUGGUCCCUUCCGGGAUCUGGCCCAGGUCAAGUCAAACUUGGUUCAUCCAAUCUAUGCUUGGAGACCGGUGCAAAUGUCUGGGUAGAUGAUGCUGGUGGUUCAGAAACUCCAUAUUUCAAAGUACAGAACGGUAUGGAAAUUAAAUUAGAGGAAUGUGAUGAGAACAAGCCAGGUCAAAGUUGGUCUUGGGAUGGUCAAUUACUUAGAACAUCUGCGAAUGCUAAUCAAUGUCUCAACUUUGCUGCUGAAGCGGGAUAUGUCAAGAUGGACAAUUUCUUGAAUCUCCGUCCUUUACAAACUUGGGAUUGCUCAAACCCUGAUGGCCAAUUUGUGAGUUAA